AUGGGGAAGGCGGACAUCGUAUCGCCGUCGUCUGACCUGCUGGACGCGUACAACAAGGGCCGCUCGAUCGCCACCAGCCACUUCGCCGGGGCGGCAGAGCUGUUCCUGGGCGCUGGCGCGGUAGCGGGACAAAACACCAAGGAGCACCCGGGCAGCAGCAGCAGUUGCAGCAGCGAGGCCGUGAGUAGGGCGUGCCCCGCUGAUCUCCACAGCGCAGUGAGGCGAGGCGAGGCGGGCGCCGUGUCCAAGCUCUUGAGCGAGGGAGCGGACGCGGCGUCUCUCGACGGCAGCGGCAGGUCCGCGCUGCUCCUUGCUACCCAGGAAGGGCACCUGCCCGUAGUGCGCGUCCUGCUGGACGGCGGCGCCGGAGACGCGGCCUGCAUACCACCCAACGGCCCCAACGGAAUGAGCGCACUGGUGAAGGCGGCCGUUCGCAAGGAACACCUGGGGAUACUGCGGGCCCUGAUCGCCCGCGGGGCGGACCUGGAAGCCACCGACAGCGGCGGUGCGACCGCCCUGCAGCACGCGGCGAUGCUGGGCAAGACCGAGUCCAUCGACGUCCUCGUGGAGCACGGGGCCAGCGUCGACUCGGUCGACGUCGAUGGGAUGUCGGCGCUCCACUGGGCGAGCAUCGAGGGCCACGGCGAGGCUAUCGUCGCGCUCCUGAGGCACGGGGCGGACAUCGACGCCGCCGACAGUGCGGGCCGCACGCCGCUCCACCGGGCUUGCGCCGUAGACGACGUCCACACCACCGAGGCCGCGGAGCUGCUGCUCCUCUGGGGAGCGGACGACACGGUGGUCGACAACGAGGGCCAUACCCCGGAGCACUACGCCAAGGCGCGGCGCAGCGGGCAGGGCGGCGGGGGAGCCAAGCAACGCGCGCAGGAGUCUCUGCUGCAGCUGCUGGGGACGACCUCGUCCGACAGGGCGUGGUGUCGGCACGGGCUGGUCAUCCUGUGCAAGGCUCGGCUCGGGUACGGGGCUGUGGGCACGGUCUUGGACAGGCUCGUGACGCUGGAGGAGGAGGAGCUCUUCGAGAAGUCGUGGGCGGCAGAGGCAGACGACGACGGCGGCGACGACGAUGAAAAAAAGCAACAAGAACGAAAGAGGAGAGACUCGCCGCCGCCGGUGCAGCAAAAGGGGGGGGAGCCGAUCCGAAAGGAGGAGGAGCCGUCAAAGCGCGGCCGGAGAGCGGAGGAACAGGCCCGAAGCUCGCAGAAGGAGGAAGACCCGCAGGCAUCGGUUGGGCCGAAGCAGCUAAAGAGACUGGACAACACGUGGAUAAAGCCUCAACGGACAGAACAAGCGCCGCAGAUGACAAGGGUUGAACCGCUAAAGAGGAAAGGAAAGGCGCAACAAGAUAGUAAGUGGAUCAAGCCCCAACGGACGGAACAAGCGCCGCAGAUAAUGGUGGAACCGCGAAAGAGGGAGGAAGAGGAGAAACGGGGACACUGGAAAGCCUCGCCUCCGGAAGGAGUGAGGCGCGGAACGAAGCAGAACAGAGGCGAGCAGCCCGGCUCGCGGGAGUUUUCUCGAUUGUACGCGCUUGGCAAGAAGCUCGGGGAGGGCGCGUUCGCGGAGACAUUCGGAGCGAUCCGACGAGGGCAGCGGAAGGGGUCGCAGGAGUCGUGUAUCGUCAAGCGGGCUGUGCAACGGGGGGUGUCGCACGAGGUUAAGCACGGCUUGGUUGAGGAGGCCCGGAUACUACGCCUGCUGACGCACCCGAGCGUGGUUACCGUGCAAGAGGUCUUCAGCGACUCGCCCGAUUACUUUUACUUGGUGUUGGAGCAUCUGGCAGGCGGUCCAGUGUUUGACCGCAUCGUGACGAAGACCCGCUUCCGCGAGAGCGACGCGAGGCAUCUGUGCCGCACCCUGGUCCUCUGUGUCCAGCACUGCCACGACAUGGGCGUCGUGCACCGCGACCUUCGCCCCGAGCAGCUGCUGCUGACGUCCCGGGACGAAGACGCCACCAUUAAGCUGACGGGCUUCGAUUUCGCGCGGAGCUUGCCGCGGGAAGGCUCUGACGGGAGGAGGAGGGGAAAGAGGGGGCUGCUGGUUGCAGAGUCUUACGUGACGGCGGAGUACGCCGCGCCGGAAGUGCUGAGCAGUGUACCGCAUGGAACGGUGGGUUUUAGUAGAGAAUGGAAGGCCGUGUUUGGUCCGUGA
Messenger RNA from Ectocarpus sp. CCAP 1310/34, 2166 nucleotides. The record is from the annotation of a GenBank genome assembly. Lineage: Eukaryota; Phaeophyceae; Ectocarpales; Ectocarpaceae.